CAGAUGUCAAAUGUCAAUGUGAUGUUUUCUCGGUUUUCUCAUCGGCUUUUUCAUGUUUUGUUUCAAAAAUCGAGAUUGAUAAUGAUUUAUGAGAUUUAAAAUAUUUAUAAAAAUGUCUUUAAGAAAAUUACUAUUCCUAACUCGUGCGGUAUGCUGUAAAGGUGUUAAGGUUCAAACAACACAUUUUUCCAGACAGAACAUUUUCCUACUUUCGGCAAGUUCCACAAGAUUCUAUUCGAAAGAAAAUAUAGGAGAUAAGAACAAAGACAGCAAAGAGGGAGAGAAAGUGGAUAUUCUAGGGAGAUUCUUCCCACAGUCACCCCCUGCCACCAAUGAUGCAAAGGAGGUGCAGAAGGAGCAAGAGAAAUUUGAACAGGAGCAAAAGGAAAAAUCAAAAGAGAAUGAAAAGAAUUGGAGGCGAAUGAAAAUUGGGUUUGCAGCCUUUGGCGGUGCAUUGACAGUGAUGGGUGGCUGCCUCAUCAUAGAGAUGGGUGCACCGAGGCGCGGGGAUGAUGGACAGAUUAUUGAGGACGAGUUCUCCCCUCUGCCUUUGGUGCUACAAUAUCUGAGGCGGACGUGGAAAGAGCUUACAUUCUAUGAAAAGAUGAUUAAAGAGCCAUCUCGGGAGAAACUACUGCCUGACCCGCUUCCGGCUCCUUAUCAGCCCACAUACACAUUGGUUCUGGAGUUCACAGAUGUGCUGGUACACCCUGACUGGUCGUAUCAGACAGGAUGGAGAUUCAAAAAACGUCCAGGUGUAGACCAAUUCCUGCAAACCGUUGCCAACUCAGAUUAUGAAGUGGUGAUAUUCACGUCGGAGAACGCGUUUAUGAUAUGGCCGGUACUGGACAAGUUGGACCCGGAGAACAAGCUCAUAUCCUACAGACUGUUCCGGGACUCCACACAUUUCAUUGACGGUGUACAUGUUAAGAAUUUGGAAGGACUGAAUCGUGACUUGUCUAAGGUCAUAGUGGUGGACUGGAACAAGCAAGCCACGCAGCACCAGCCCGACAACGCGCUCGUGCUGAACAAGUGGAAGGGCGCCGACGACGACACCGCCUUGCUGGACCUGGCCAACUUAUUGCAAACGAUCGCGAUAUCGAACGUGAAGGACGUGCGCGACGUGCUGCGCUACUACGGGCAGUUCGACGACCCCAUUGCCGCCUUCCGAGACAACCAGCGCCGCCUCAUGGAGCAGAUGGCUGAGCGCGAGCGCGACAACAAGACGGACGUGCCGAUCGCGCGAUCCUGGCUGCGCCCCUUCACGCGCCGCUAGGGUGAGUAGUGGAGCAAAUGGCCAAGCGCGAGCGGGAGUCAUGGAAGAUAUCUGCAGUGGAGCGAGAGUGAGAGCCCGAAUGUAUUGCAAGCUAGCUUUUGUACAUACUUGUAUAACUUCAGCUAUGGAAUAUAUAAAUGUGAUUCAAAUUCCCCCGGCAUUUAUCUGCGCAUUAACUAUAGAGGAACAAGUAGUCAAUCCCACUUCUGAAUUUUUGUAUUGUUGUAUUUUUUAUAGCCUGAUUAGAAAAAAAGCUCCGACGCACGAAUGGAGUUUACUCUUUCAGAUCGUCUGUCUAAAUAGGUGUAUGUUGCCCCGCAGCAUACACUGUGUACGUCUCAAUACUUACGCCUGAAAAGUGAAAGGAGCGCAGAAUAGGUUGCGCACAAAAAACAUAACGCUGUCAUUCGUUUAUGGAAUUUUACUGCCCAUAUUUUUUUUCAUACCGGGGGCUAAAUAUGAAAAAUCGAUUCCUAAGGAGUGACCUUAAAAAAACUAGACAAAGUACUUUAUAACAGUACUAGAAAAAAUUAAUUUCUUUUUUCCGCAACAUGGCUUUUUGUCUAUUCAGGCUAUAACUACUAACAAUGUCCUACAUUUGUAUUGUAAUUUGAACAUUUACUAUGUCAUUGUAUUUAUAUUAUGUGCAAUUAAUUGUAUAAUUAGCAGUAAGAAUGUGUGCGUUCUGUAAUAGAGUGACGAUAGAAGACAUUUAAUUUGAACGGUCAAAACAAUUUUUAAAGAAAAAGCAAAUGAUUAAUUUAGGAGAAUAAAAUACAAAUCAAUAAGUUCACUCACUCAUCUUAAGUAUUACAUGUGAAUUGAUUAGAUUAUUAUUAUUUAGAUGUUUGCCAAAGUUAUGUUUUCACUUCUAUUUAAUUAGCGGCUUAAGUGUAUGUAAGCUACACUUGUGUACUUAUGUUUAAAACGAAAGUGAUUGCGUGAAUGUGUGCGUGGGUGUAAGAGCUUGAAGUUGUCUCAGUCAUUCUAGAUAGGUAUUAUAGACUGUUAAUAAAAUA
Messenger RNA from Bicyclus anynana (squinting bush brown), 2295 nucleotides. Its product is annotated as mitochondrial import inner membrane translocase subunit TIM50-C. The transcript has 8 exons. Bases 89 to 1276 code for a protein of 395 amino acids. Gene Ontology annotation, molecular function: phosphoprotein phosphatase activity. NCBI's taxonomy places the organism in Eukaryota, Metazoa, Arthropoda, Insecta, Lepidoptera, Nymphalidae. The record is from RefSeq and is a predicted model, not a curated record.